UACUUCGUAUAUUCUAGACUUUUGUUGAAUCUUAUACAACAAUUUGCAUCAUCAUUCCAUCAUCUACUUUAAGUGUAUAACUCGUGUCUAUAAAUUUCUUCAUAUAUCCGGUUAUUCCUUUAUUUAUUAGAUUUUGUCAUUUUUCACAAAAGUCUUUCAUUGAUAUAAACACUAUUAUAAUUACUAUUAUAAUACUACUAAUAAAAUUCAAAUAAAAUGAAUUCCGAUUUACAAAAAGCCGUUGACCAAGUUGUCAAAGAUUUCGCUGUUGAUAAGGAACUCCUUAUUAAAGCUACUGAUGAAUUCGUUUACUCUAUGACUCAAGGUUUAAAAACUGAAGUCCCAGCUAAGGAAUAUUUACCUAUGAUCCCAACUUAUGUUACUGGUAUUCCAAACGGUAAAGAAAAAGGUUUAUUCUUAGCUGCUGAUUUAGGUGGUACUAAUUUCAGAGUUUGUUCUGUUCACUUAAAGGGAGACCACACUUUUGAUCUUAAACAAUCUAAAUCUGAAGUUCCAAAAGAUUACAUGCAAGGAGUAGAAGCCACUGCCGAUACUUUAUUUGGUUUCUUAGCUGCAAAGGUAAAAGAAUUCUUGGAUGAACAUCACAAGGAUUCUGUUGAUGCUGCUGAUGAAAAAUUAAAAUUAGGUUUCACUUUUUCUUUCCCAGUUAACCAAACUGAUUUAAAUAAAGGUACUUUAAUCAGAUGGACUAAAGGUUUUGAUUUACCAGACUGUGUUGACAAGGAUGUUGUUGACUUAUUACAAAAACACUUGGAUCUUUUAGAAACCAACGUUCACUGUGCCGCUUUAGCCAAUGAUACCGUUGGUACUUUAUUAUCUAGAGCUUACUCCAAUGAUCCAGAGAAAUCUAAUGCUCAUACUGUCAUUGGUGCUAUUUUCGGUACUGGUACCAACGGUGCCUAUUACGAAACCUUGGAAAACAUUCCAAAAUUAAAGGGUAUGGUCAUUAACACUGAAUGGGGUUCAUUUGACAAUACCUUAAAGAUUUCUCCAAACACUAAAUACGAUAAAGUCGUUGAUAAAGAAACUGCCAAUGUCGGUUACCACUUAUUUGAAAAGAGAAUUUCUGGUAUGUUUUUGGGUGAAUUAUUAAGAGUCAUUCUUAUGGAUUUAUUUGAAAGAUCUUUAGUCUUUGAACAAUUAUACAAACAAAGAGGUGGAUCUUUACCACAUAGAUUAACCGAACCAUGGUUGAUUUCUGGUGAAGUCUUAUCAUACUUGGAAAUUGAUGACUCUACUGACUUAAAGAUGUCUCAAUUAGUUUUGGAAAAUCACUUAAGAUUACCAACUACUAAAGAAGAAAGAUUAGCCAUUCAAGCAAUUACCAGAGCCGUCUCCAACAGAGCUGCCUACCUUUCUGCUAUUCCAUUAGCUGCUAUUGUAAAGAAGGUCAAGGAUCAAUACAAGGACUGUACCAAGGACUUUGAAGUUGGUUGUGAUGGAUCAGUUGUUGAAUUCUAUCCAGGAUUCCAAGCAAAGAUCUUGGAAGCUGUUGCUUUAAUCGACCCAUUAGAAGGUUCCGACAAGAAAAUUCACAUUAGAAUUGCCAAGGACGGUAGUGGUGUAGGUGCCGCCUUAUGUGCAUCUGUUGCCAAAUAAGUUCACAUUUAUUAAAAUAUUUAUAAAAAGAAAAAAUUCCAUUCAAUGCAUUUUACGAUUAAUGAACCUUUUUUUCAUAACCUCUCCUCCUCCUCCUCAUCAAUUUAGUUUGAUUUCCAUUCCUAUUCUUCUUAUUAUGUAUGUUAAAAAGACCCUUUUUUUGCAUUCUAACUUGCGGAUUUUUCGCAGCUAUUCGUGUAUUCUAAAAUAAAUUAUUGUUUGUUAUAGAUUAGAUACUUGAUGUUAUUUGUAGUGUAAGUCUUAACUGAUG
Scheffersomyces amazonensis is the source of this 1891-nucleotide messenger RNA. RefSeq names its product glucokinase (gene GLK1). The record is from RefSeq and is a predicted model, not a curated record. Gene Ontology annotation, molecular function: ATP binding; fructokinase activity; D-glucose binding. The transcript has 2 exons. Gene Ontology annotation, cellular component: mitochondrion; cytosol. Bases 217 to 1620 code for a protein of 467 amino acids. NCBI's taxonomy places the organism in Eukaryota, Fungi, Ascomycota, Pichiomycetes, Serinales, Debaryomycetaceae. Gene Ontology annotation, biological process: glucose 6-phosphate metabolic process; intracellular glucose homeostasis; glucose metabolic process.